AUGGCUGUUGCAGCAUCCUUUGCUGAUAUGGCAGUUUGGGGCCCAAUUAUUGAUGACAGCUGUGAAGCCACACACUCCUCUGGGUUCUCCGGAUCUUCUGCCUCAGUUGCAAGCACCUCCUCCAUCAAAUGUCUUCAAAUUCCUGAGAAACUGGAGCUCACUAGCGAGACUACAGACAGCCCUACUCAGUCACCCUGGUGUUCACAGUACCACAGACAACUGCUAAAAUCCCAACCAGAGCUGAGUACCUCUGCAGAGUUUUUCGUAGAAGAUAGACCAAUGCCUAAUUUGGAAAUAGAGAAGGAAAUUGAAUUAGACAAUGAGGAUUACUGCAUUAAACAAGAAUACCUGUUAUGCGAAGACCAUAAAUUAUUCUGGGUGACGCCACGAAACUCUGCAGAGUUAACCAUAAUAAAGGUAUCUUCUCAACCUGUCCCAUGGGACUUUUAUAUCAACUUCAAGUUAAAGGAACGUUUAAAUAAGGAGUGUGAUAAUUUGUGUCGCUGGUAUCAAUACCAAGAUGGCUGUAUCGUUUGGCACCAAUAUAUAAACUGCUUCACCCUUCAGGAUCUUCUUCAAUACAGUGACUUUAUGACCCAUGAAAUGACAGUGUUGAUUAUUUAUAACCUCUUGACAAUGGUGGAGAAACUACACAAAGCAGAAAUAGUCCAUGGUGACUUGAGUCCAAGGAGUCUGAUUCUUAGAAACAGAAUCCACGAUCCCUAUGAUUGUAAUAAGAACAAUCAAGCUCUGAAGAUAGUGGACUUUUCCUACAGUGUUGACCUUAGGGCACAGCUAGACGUUUUUAACCUCAGCGGCUUUCAGACUGUACAGAUCCUGGAAGGACAAAAGAUCCUGGCUAACUGUUCUUCUCCCUAUCUGUUUGGUAUAGCAGAUUUAGCACAUUUACUAUUGUUCAAGGAACACCUGCAGGUCUUCUGGGAUGGGUCCCUCUGGAAAGUUAGCCAAAAUAUUUCUGAGCUAAAAGGUGGUGAACUGUGGAAUAAAUUCUUUGUGCGGAUUCUGAAUGCCAGGGAUGAGUCCACAGUGUCUGUUCUGCGGGAACUUGCGGCAGAAAUGAAUAGGGUGUUUGACACCACAUUCCAAAGUCACCUGAACAAAGCUUUAUGGAAGGUAGGGAAGUUAAUCAGUCCUGGGGCUUUCCUCUUCCAGCAAGAUAUGCAGUCAAGUUUCUCACAGAUUCCUGCCUAAAACCAAUGGUUGUACUGUGGAACACUGGACCUGUAUAUGCUAUGAUUUAAUAUAGGUACACUACUAACACUUUUCUACUUUUUGAUAGAAGUAUAUUUCUAGGUAACUGGCAUUUUCUACUCAGCAAGGUACCUCCUCUUGGCCUUGUCUAACAAAGAACUGUUUUAUUCUAAAUGGAUUCCGUAUUAAUGGGUACCUUGUCAUUUUUUAAACAUCUUUAUUGGAGUAUAUUUGCUUUACAAUGGUGUGUUAGUUUCUGCUGUAUAACAAAGUGAAUCAGCUAUACAUACACAUACAUCCCCAUAUCU
Molecule: messenger RNA, 1520 nt
Organism: Orcinus orca (killer whale)
Lineage: Eukaryota; Metazoa; Chordata; Mammalia; Artiodactyla; Delphinidae
Product: mitotic checkpoint serine/threonine-protein kinase BUB1 beta-like
Exons: 2
Coding region: 1-1212 (403 amino acids)
Biological process (GO): meiotic sister chromatid cohesion, centromeric; protein phosphorylation; mitotic spindle assembly checkpoint signaling
Molecular function (GO): protein kinase activity; ATP binding
Source: RefSeq, a predicted model, not a curated record